This is a messenger RNA of Salvelinus namaycush (lake trout), 8902 nucleotides long. It is a transcript of the gene hipk3b, whose product is annotated as homeodomain interacting protein kinase 3b. Bases 362 to 4192 code for a protein of 1276 amino acids. Gene Ontology annotation, cellular component: PML body; cytoplasm; nucleus. The transcript is spliced from 16 exons. Gene Ontology annotation, molecular function: protein serine/threonine kinase activity; ATP binding; protein tyrosine kinase activity. Gene Ontology annotation, biological process: peptidyl-serine phosphorylation; peptidyl-threonine phosphorylation. The record is from RefSeq and is a predicted model, not a curated record. Lineage: Eukaryota; Metazoa; Chordata; Actinopteri; Salmoniformes; Salmonidae.
GGCUAGACAGAGCAGAGGGACAUGUUGGAGACAGACAGAACGGGAGUAUCUUUCGGGAAGUAGGGCUAACGUACGCCCUUUCAGAGAUGGGCUUUCUCUCCCAAAGAGGCAAGAGAAUAACUUGAACUGCAGAGUUACAUCCUGGGCUAAAUUGGUGUCAUUGAACCUUUAUAUGCUCAAGUUAUUUGAAGUUUAAAAUGUGGGAGAUGGGGGUGUUGUCGAGAGCGAGGUCUCCCCUCCUGUUGUCCAGGACAAGAUGGCAGCAGUGCAGGCAAACUCUGCAUGGUAUGGGUAUAUAGCUAAGUCCACAACAUGUUCAGAGAAGCCCUGGAUUCUACGUAUUGUUACUCUAUAAGAAGGUAUGGCCUCACAAGUCUGGAUCUACCCACCACACAUUUAUCAAAUCCAGACUAGUGCCUUUUGCAGCGUGAAGAAAGUCAAAGUGGAGCCCAGCAGCUGUGUGUACCAUGAGAGAGCCCAACCGCGGACUUCUCUGAACGGCAGAACCCUUGGCAUAGCGCACCCGAUCAGACUCGCUCCCUCCUUUGCAAUCCGAGACUCUGCAGCGGGCGAGAGAACGUGUGGCGGUGGGCAGGAGUUCCCUGUACAGACGGUGGCAGUGCGUGGGGUACGAAGAAAGCAGAACGGAACAGGAGGAACAGGCCCGGCGGAGGCCCAGCAGCCCCAGGACACAGGGCCAGUCCCCAGGCAGGGCAAGGGGCAGGAGCAGACGGACAGAGACGGGGGAGGCAGCAGUAGUGGAGCGACAGGAGGAGGGGGAAGGGGGGAGGAAGGUAGAGGAGGAAGAGGUAGGAAGGAAGAGACAGAAGGUGACUGGGAAGAGGGCGAUUGUGGAGGUUUGAACUUGGCCGACAGCGCUCAGCGAUGUGGGCUGAAACGUAAGAGCGAGGAGCUUGAUAACCGCGGGAGCACCAUGCAGAUAGUGGAGGACCUGUCCAUGUUGCCAGCCAUGAUGCAAACGACCAAUGGGGGGAAUCCAGCUGGGUUGCCCGCGCCCACGGCUGUAGGGGGCGGAGGAGGACCCCCAACCAAACAGGGAGCGGCGGGCGGAGCAGGAGGUGGUGACGGGGACUACCAGCUGGUGCAGCACGAGGUCCUGUGCUCCAUGAAGAACACGUACGAGGUGCUGGACUUCCUGGGCCGCGGCACCUUCGGACAGGUGGUAAAGUGCUGGAAGAGGGGUACUGGGGAGGUGGUGGCGGUGAAGAUCCUGAAGAACCACCCGUCAUACGCACGCCAGGGCCAGAUCGAGGUGGGCAUUCUAGCCCGACUGAGCGGGGAGAACGCGGAUGAGCACAACCUGGUGCGGGCCUUCGAGUGCUUCCAGCACCGCAGCCACACGUGCCUGGUGUUUGAGAUGCUGGAGCAGAACCUCUAUGACUUCCUCAAGCAGAACAAGUUCAGCCCGCUGCCGCUGAAGGUGAUCCGGCCCGUGCUGCAGCAGGUGGCCACGGCCCUGAAGAAGUUGAAGACCAUGGGUCUGAUCCACGCGGACCUAAAGCCGGAGAACAUUAUGCUGGUGGACCCUGUCGGGCAGCCCUACAGGGUGAAGGUGAUAGACUUUGGCUCAGCCAGCCACGUGUCCAAGGCUGUGUGCUCCACGUACCUCCAGUCCCGGUACUACAGGGCUCCAGAGAUCAUCCUGGGCCUGCCCUUCUGUGAAGCCAUCGACAUGUGGUCCCUGGGCUGUGUGAUCACUGAGCUCUUCCUGGGCUGGCCCCUCUACCCAGGGGCCCUGGAGUACGACCAGAUUCGCUACGUUUCUCAGACGCAGGGUUUGCCUGGGGAGCAUCUGUUGAAUGUGGGGACAAAGACGGCACGGUUCUUCUGCAGGGAGUCUGACUCCCCCUACUCAGCAUGGCGAUUGAAGUCGACUGAUGAGCAUGAGACCGAGACGGGGAUGAAAUCAAAGGAAGCAAGGAAGUACAUCUUCAACUGUUUGGAUGACAUAGCGCACGUCAACUUGGUGAUGAAUCUGGAAGGUAGUGACCUGUUGGCAGAGAAGGUGGACCGAAGAGAGUUUGUAGGCCUGCUGAAGAGGAUGUUGUGGAUCGAUGCGGAGAAGAGGAUCACCCCCGCUGAGGCGCUCAGCCACUCCUUUAUGUCCAUGCAACACCUGCUCGACUUCCCCCAUAGCAACCAUGUCAAAUCAUGUUUCCACAUCAUGGACGUAACCCGGUCUCGUCCCGGUCCUUACGACACACUCAACCGGAACAAAGCCCCCUUCAUCAGACCGGUGACCACGACCACAGUUAACCUGACCCGGCCCUUCAGCAAGAUGGCCGCCAUCCACAACCAAGCUUUAGCCCCCUCGGCCCCCUCAGUGAUGCACCCUGGGAUACCGCUCCAAACAGGAAAUGGCCAGUUUGGCUGCAGCGACUCAUUUCAACAGGCACUCAUCCUGUGCCCCCCAACGAUGCAGGGAAUCCCCACUAACGCGGCCAAGCCACAGGGCUUCUCCGUACGCAUGGAGACUGCUGUGCCUCUGGUCACCCAAGCUCCCUCCAUCCAGCCCCUACAGAUCAGACCUGGGCUCAUCACACAGCAGACCUGGUCUAACCGCCCCCAGCAGAUCCUGGUGCCCGCCUGGCAGCAGGUGACUCCAAUGGCGCCCCCACCAGCCACCAUGGCGUCCGACACUGUGGCAGGCCCACAGAGACUGGGAGAAUGGGGGAAAGUGCGUCCCCAUGGCAACCAUUACAGCUCUAUGAUGCCCCACCACCAUCAGCCGCUCUUAACCAACCAGAUGACCAUGUCUGCCCACCAGCCAAUCAGCAUAGGCAUCGCACACGUGGUGUGGCCACAGCCCUCUGCUAACAAGAGAAACAAGCCCUGCUUUAACAGAGGCAACAAUUUCACCUACAACACCAACACCCAAAACUCAGCAUGCCAGUCCCCAAAGAUGGCCGACACCACGAGGAAUGUCCCAGAGGAGAGAUUCCCGGAGGCGGGGCGAGCUGCACAGCUGGAACCUGAACCGGAGCAGGAGGAGGAGGCUAGCUGCUGUAAGGCAGGUUCAGACUCUGAAGAGCAGUCUGUCUCUUAUAAGCAGCGGCAGGCCAUGGUGAUGUCUGAUCUGGCCAGCCCCACUGUCACUGUCAUUAGUAUCAGCAGUGAUGAGGAAGAGGAGGAGGAAGAGAGAACACGGAGACACUCACUGGGGGAGUGUAAGGGCAGUGCUGAGUGUGAGGCGUGUCAGAGCACAGUGAGUAUGGAGAGAGUAUGUUCCCUCAGCAGUCCAGACAGCACCCUCAGCACCAGCUCCUCUGCCUCAGCCCAGUCCAGCACCUCGCCCUGCAAACGCCCCAACAGUAUGUCAGAUGACGAGCAGGAGAGUGGUUGUGACAUUGUGGAUGGCUCGCCUUCCUCCGACUCCUCUGGCCCUAGCAACAGCCCCUUCACCGAACAACGCUACAUCGCCGACGGCAACCAGAACCGCGGGCCCCGUGUAGCGUGCGUUGCCCCGGUAACGGAGCCCAGAAAGCCGGCGGUGCGCACCAUGGUGGUGCCGCCCAUGAGGGUGCAGAAUAACAACCCCCACCCACACAUCAACGAGACGCUAGGCAACACCAUCUUAGAGUCUUUCCAGUUCAAAGGGCGAGGUAUCCCAGGGCGUCAACCGCCCCACUCCAUCCCCCUCCUCAACCGGCCACAGAAGAUCACUGCAUUCCAGCCCCAGCAACAGCAGCCCAUGGGCUUUGGACAGCUCCAGCAUUACGGCUCCUGCCACCAGGAAUGGAAUGGAAACUAUGCCCACCGGCGCCCGCAGGCCUACAUCCCCCCCACUAUGCAUGGGCACUCCUUUACCCUACCCCACGGCAGCCCCAACCACACUACAGGCCCCCGCCAUCACCCCCACCCGCACGGCCAGCAUACCCUCCUGUCCUACCCGCCCAAUGGGCCCCUGGUCACAGCAGCCCCUGUGGCCCACAUCCUGGCCUCCCCUGGGGCUUCACGGCCCGUCCUGCAGCCCGCCUACAGCAUCUCUCACCCAGGCGGUAUCGUCCACCAGGUCACUGUGGGCAUCAACCCUCGGCUGCUGCCCUCGCCCACUAUCCACACCCAGGGCCAGUUCAAGGCCCUCUUCCCCCCGCACCCCUACAUGGCAUCGCCUGCCUACGCCACCUUCCCCCUCAGCCCCACCAAACUCAACCAGUACCCCUACAUCUGACAGGGUCCCGGAGCGGCCCGCCCUCCAGAUGCACCUCGCGCCCCCCGGGGGCCAAGCGAGCAGAAGGGGCCUUCUUCUCAGAAUACACAACAAACAACCACAACAUGGUUUUCAUGUCCAGAGCCAUGGCACAACCACAGAGAAACAAGCUAUUUUUAUGAAUCAUGUAGACUUGGGUGCAAUUGAACUGUGAGCUAUAAAAAAUAAAAUCACUAAGUUUAGGUGGAGGAUGGUGAAAUGGAGGAUGAGGGGACGGGGGCAAGGAAGGAAGGAUGGAUGGAAUGAUUGAAUGUAGAUAAGUAACUCACUCUCUAUGUGUUUUGCACAUUUAAUAUACCUUCACAUUAGCUCUUCUACCAAUACUCCUCAAAAAACAGGUGACUAAUCGGGUGGCGUUGCUAGGUCAGACUUGGCACCCCCUUAUCCCAGCUAUUUUUCUAUAUUGCCUUCUGAACGUGUGCAAGACACAUCCACAUUUGUAAAGCCAUCCCAGUCUCUAGCUCGAUAGGCCGACAGAUGCACAUGUUCUCCACGGUGGGUGUCGUACCGCGUUUGAAGUAUUUGUACCUUUUCUCAGUGUCUUUGGUGUUUUAAAAAUGUGGAGUCACUUAACCUAUAUAAAGUAGGGUUGUUGCUCCUCAAGCUGCAUGUGAUCUUGCAUGAGCAGAUCAAAAUGUAAACAGGAAGUUGAUAAGUUAGACGUCGCUCUUGUUGUUGGCGUCACGAGACUCGCUGCAUCGUAUACUUGUCCCCAGCCAUAGUGCCUUAUAUAUUUGAGGUGGUUAAUGUUACUACUUAUAUAUAAAUAUAUUGAUGUACUGGACUGCAGCACUUGAAGGUCCUACCAGUCCAUGCAUCCUGUGUGUGUGGAUAUAUAUCCAUGCACAGCCUGCAUGGACGUGAGGUAUCGCGGAUAGCGGUGCUUAUAGUUUGGAUUCAGUGUAUAUUUCUGUGUGUAGUGAGUUACUCUUUUGUUCCUUAAAGAAGGACGGCAUGCUUUGCUGUAGCAAAUGCUCGCUGGUCCGUUUUUAAAUGUUCCUUUUUUGUCGUCGUCGUCCCCCCCGAAUGAACUAGUGUACAAAGAGCAAGCAUUGAAUAUUUGCUUAAUAUUUCAUAAUCAAUUUCUAUUUAGUGAAACUCUUACUACUAACAGUAUUUGUACUGUUCCAUGAAACUGCAAUACAAUCUCUAAAUAGAUGUUGAUUUUCAUUUUUUUGUCUUUGUAUUUAAAAAGUGUUUGAGUGGGUUUUUCUUUGUUCUAGCUGUGUUACAAGUGUGGUGGGCAUGGCUUUGACUAGCUGAGGACAAAAAUGCUAAUUAAUUAACGGUAUGGUUUCUUCUAAGCCUGAGCAGACCAUGCAGUAUUUGAUAUACACACACACACACGCAUAUAUGUGUAUAUAUAUAUAUGUGUGUGUGUAUAUGUGUAUAUAUAUGAGCUAGUCUACUUAGUGCAGAUGCUUAAUAAUGUGUGAGUUUGUCGCGUGCAAUUCUCUCAUUUAUGCAUGUGACAAAGUUAACUUUUUUCCCUUUACAUUAUACCAUUUGUUUAAGGUUUAUUGGUGUCGACUGCUUAUUUUAUACAUUCCGUCAGGGAGAAUAUAUAUAUAUAUAUAUAUGCUGUGUGCAUUUUUCCGUUUGUUUUUGCUAGUUAUGUGCGUUACGUUUUUCGUCUUUUCAAAUGAAGUUGCUUGUGCAGCACCAAAGACUGUAAUUCAUUUCCUGAGCAAGGUAGCUAGAUAUAUUCUGUUUUUACACAAUAGACCUCUAUCUAGUAUACUGUAGUCGUAGAGCUGGGGUUACAUCUCAAAAAAUUGUAUUUAAAAAAAAAAAGAUAAAACAUUUCUAAUACAUGGCUGAGGUUAUGUUUAGCUUUUCCCGGCGAUUUUAAUAAGCCGUAUCAUUUUUCUUGAAUGUAUCAUAGAUAAGCUGCUAUAUGAUCCACAGCUGUGAAAUUAGGUGAUUUCUCUUAGUUCAAAACUAGCGUUCCUAUUUUUGUAUAGGUCCCUAAUUAUCUGAAAUAGAAGUGGUUUUUUUGUGGGUUUUGCGUUCAUGUUUGCAGCGUCAUUGUAACUACUGUAUUGCUGAUGAUGGACGUUAGUUGCAUUCGUUCUGUUUUUGGGGGUCUGUGUGUUUUUGAUCAGUAUUUUAUCCUUAUUAACCGUUUUGGGCUCGUCACUGCAUAUAAAUGGAUGUAUCAAUGUCAUUUCAUUUUUGUAUGUUUUCAUAUUGCCGUUUUGUAAACAUGUAAAGCUAUAGCUUGCAAGAUUGAUUUAACUUCCUUCAUUAUGGUAGUCAUUUCACUAUACACUUAUAAUAAGGUAUGUUAUGUAUGGCAGGAGCACUGUGAGAUAGCAGGACACUCAAUGGAAGGCUUACAGUAUGUAACAUGUUAUCCCCAAGUCACACACCACUAACAAGCUGUCAGUAGUCUGCUAGUAAGGGGUGGUCCUAUUGGCUCCUCAUGGCCCCGCGGGGAAUUAAACACAAUAUGUCUGACAUGAAUUUAGCCCAAGGUGUUUGAUCCCAUUCAAUAUUUUAUAACUUUAAAUGAUUAUUUCCUUUUAAAAUAUGGAUUUUACUCAAACCUUUUUAUCUGUUCAGUAUUGUCACUGUCCGUGACAUGAGUGGUUCCCCUUCUACAUUGGUUACAUAUUGGAAUAAUCUGCCUUCUGUUUGUUUAGGAGAUGUCUCCAUUGUAUCGCUCUACCCUUUAGAAGUGUCUCAUAACAGAGUGGUGUUUAUCAAUGGAAAUCUCUGGGCAUAUAUGUUCUUUACUGAUGUUCAGACAGUGUGAGCAGCACUGUGUUUGUGCCUUGAGAAUCAGAGGGUCAGCGAAAUAGGGACAGGGACGAUGUUAGUCCCUUAUACGGUAACAGUACCCCUCUCCUCUACCUGCUCUGUGUUGUAGGGGGAGGAGGGGUUGAGGAUCUAACAAAAAUCCAUCUUGCAGAAUUAAGUUAGUAAUGAGUUAGUAAUGGCCACUUGACCGAAAAUAACCUACAGAAAAUGGAACGUUUCACAACCGGACUGUCAUUCAACCUGUCAUAACAGGGAUUAGAAAAAAGACUUGUUUGAUAAGCGUUGUCAUGACAGUAGUGUAGAGGGCAUAUGUGUUUCAUAGAUAUAGGCCAACAGUCUCUCUCACACACACCGAGAGGCUCUUUGAGUGACGUGCCGAUUUAACAGUCCUCUCGAUAGUCACUCUUGUUGAACAGCAAAUGCAAUACUUUAACGUUAUGGUCGUUGUACCACCAAGUGUUCUUACAUCUCCCCCUGCCAACUCCGAUACUGUUUAUAUACACCACCGAGUCAGCUGCACUAAUCUGUGGGGAAAUACUACUGACUCCAAGUCUGUCAUUUUUCCCAUUGUCAAUAAACCAAACACGUUGCAACCAUGACAGUCAGGACCAGUGGAUAACACAUAGUGGACUCAUUGUAGGACUGAGUAGUUAAGGAGAACUCUGAACUCAGUCCAGAGGACUUCUAGACUUUAACCACAAACUGUUGCUGUUCGUAAAGGGCUGAUUGACCAAACAGAGUAUGUUAAUAUAAGACAUUAGAGAAUUGCUAUAGAAUAAAUAUUUAGUUUGCAUUGUGUUAAGGAGCUCUCUGGAGAUUAUUGUGGCAUCACUUGAAAUUCAUUACUCUUGAGGAGGAGCGUAAGGUAUUACACAUUUCAACACCAAAAUAUUGCCGGACAGGUGUUUUAUCAACAAUGUUUUCAGUUUCAUGCUUUUGUUAUGACACUUAUCUUUUAUUUAGGUAAAAAGCUGAAAUUACGACAAGGCAUGAACUUGGCAGACCUACAGUGCUUGAUAUGUGUUCUCCAGUGAUAUAAGCAUGUUAAAUGUAACUUUAUUCCUGUGUAAUGGUAUUCACCAGCAAUGCGCCUGCACAAACUCUCACACACUUAAAAACAAAGAUGGAUACAAAGUAUGAGAGAUCCUAGACUGUUUUUAUUUCUCCAGUUAUAACUCCGUAUGACAACUACUGGACACAUGAAUGAACAGUUUUCAGAGAACUCGUAUGACAUUUUUGAGAUGAAACGUAACACCAGAAGACAUCAGUUUAAAAUGAUCAGUAUGAUUAAUUCAUGAUUUUGAAGAAUGCUCUAAUCUGGUGUGAAGAUGUUUGAUUCAGGGUCUAUGUAUUCGUUCAAUGUGAUACUGUGUUACACUUCAAUACUUACUAUUUGGUUUUGAUCACUUCUCAACUUGUAUUCUUCUUUUUGGGCGUUCUGGUCGACUGUGUCCGUUCAAAGUUAACUUCAUGCUGCAACUUAUAGAAUCAUCUGUUUAGAUCACUCAUCUAAAUAAUAGACUUGUUAUAAUCUGAACUGUUACUGUUUUUAAUACUUGUAGAUUUUUUUGUGGCUUUGAUUUUAAUAUUUUUGUGGCUUUGUUUUUAUUUGUUUGUUUUGCUUUUGUUGGUUUUAUGCCACACUAGUUUGCCAUGUAGCAAUUGCGCUGUGCAAUAUUUACAGUACGAGGACUGGGAAAACAAAUGAUCUGGAUGUGAUGUCUCUUAACAGUUUGCUAGUGUUUCCUCUAGUUCUCAGUGAUUUAGGUGUGACCAAGCCUUUGCUACUUAGUCACGUUAAGCGGGUUUUCCAGGUGGCUCUUUUGGUGAGUGUCAAAAUAAGACUUUAUGGUGUAUUAUUGUCAAGAUUCACUUUGAAUAUAAAAAUAAUCUAUUGCUGCAAAUCCA